Papilio xuthus (Asian swallowtail) is the source of this 5109-nucleotide messenger RNA. RefSeq names its product Glutamyl-prolyl-tRNA synthetase (gene GluProRS). Lineage: Eukaryota; Metazoa; Arthropoda; Insecta; Lepidoptera; Papilionidae. Gene Ontology annotation, molecular function: glutamate-tRNA ligase activity; ATP binding; proline-tRNA ligase activity. The record is from RefSeq and is a predicted model, not a curated record. Gene Ontology annotation, biological process: translation; glutamyl-tRNA aminoacylation; prolyl-tRNA aminoacylation. Gene Ontology annotation, cellular component: aminoacyl-tRNA synthetase multienzyme complex; cytoplasm. The transcript is spliced from 29 exons. The coding region runs from base 149 to 5050 and encodes 1633 amino acids.
UGACAGUUGUCUUUAUCGUCAUCGUGUCCGAUUUCGGUCUAGAUCUACUUGUUACAUUUAAUUUAUACGUUAAAUACUCGACAUUCUUUAGCAGAUUGUGAAUUAAAAGGAGAAGAUCUUCUUGCAUAUUUUUAAGUAAAAAUACACCAUGAAAAUAUCUUGCAGUAAAACUAACCCUCCUUUAGGAGGCUUAAUGGCUGCAGAGCUAUAUAGGUCAUCAGUGAAAGAUUUAGAAAUAGUGUGGGGGAGUGAAUCCCACAUUCUUCUUCCGAAUUCAUCUAAACCGGUGCCAUAUGGAACAAGCAAUGAUUUGAUAAGAAUAUUAGAGAAUGCGUUUAAUAAGUCUGCUGGUCCUCUUCAAAAGGUCACAAUGAACCAUUGGCUUUCAUUUAGUCUUGUAAUAAAUGAGGACAUUUCACAAUCAGUUCAAUAUCUUGACAAGAUCCUUGGGCCUCUAACCUAUCUUGUGGGGGAGUCAUUAUCAGUUUCUGACCUAGCAGUAUUCAGCGUAUUGAACUUUUCCAGCAAAUUUAAAGAUGUCUCUGGUAAAAUUUCUCCAACUAAUAUUCUCCGAUGGAUGAAACUUAUACAGGCUCAAGAACCAGUUGCAAAGGUGCUUAAGCAAAUACCAGAUGAUGUUUUAGGGAACCUUUCAAAGUCUCCGAGGAGAUCUCCAGCUGCUAAUAAGGAGGUUGGAGGGAGAGCAGCUGAGGGAAAGUUUAUUGAACUGCCACAUGCUGAGAUGGGCAAAGUUGUUGUGAGAUUCCCACCAGAAGCUUCUGGAUACUUGCAUAUUGGCCAUGCUAAAGCCGCAUUAUUAAAUCAAUACUAUCAGCAAGCGUUUGAAGGCAAACUUGUUAUGAGAUUUGAUGACACAAAUCCUGCUAAAGAAAAUGCUGAUUUUGAAAAGGUUAUCUUAGAGGAUGUGGAAAUGUUAGAGAUAAAACCGGACAUGUUCACUCACACGUCACAAUACUUUGACAUGAUGUUGGAUUUCUGUGAGAAGUUAAUAAAAGAGAACAAAGCUUUCGUUGAUGAUACCCCCGCUGAGCAGAUGAAGAAUGAGAGAGAUCAAAAAGUUGAAAGUAAAAAUAGAAACAAUUCUGUUGAGAAGAAUCUUGAGUUGUGGGAAGAGAUGAAGAAGGGCAGUUCUGUAGGAGUCCAGUGUUGCGUGCGCGCGAAAAUAGACAUGCAAUCGGCUAACGGUUGUAUGCGAGAUCCUACUAUAUACCGGUGCAAACCGGAAACACAUCCACGUACCGGCAAUCAAUAUAAAGUGUACCCAACUUAUGACUUCGCGUGCCCCAUAGUAGAUUCAGUGGAGGGCGUGACCCACGUGCUGCGGACCAUGGAGUACCAUGACCGUGACCCUCAGUUUUACUGGUUCAUUGACGCACUCGGUCUGAGGAAACCAUACAUAUGGGAGUAUAGUAGAUUGAGUAUGACCAAUACAGUUUUGUCCAAGAGAAAAUUGACAUGGUUUGUUGAACAAGGAUUAGUUGAUGGAUGGGAUGACCCACGUAUGCCGACGGUGCGCGGUGUACUGCGGCGUGGUAUGACAGUGGAGGGGCUGCGACAGUUCAUCCGCGCGCAGGGCUCCAGCCGCUCUGUUGUAUUCAUGGAAUGGGACAAGAUUUGGGCCAUCAAUAAAAAGGUCAUCGACCCAAUAGCACCUCGGUAUACCGCUCUGGAAGCUAAUCCUGUACCAGUGAAUCUGAAAGGUGUGUCAGGACGGUCUCCAUUAACUGUGCCGCUACAUCCCAAGAACCCUGACGUGGGCACGAAGACCGUGUGGGUGACAUCUCGUCUACUCAUAGACCAAGCAGACGCCGCUGUGCUGAAGCAAGGAGAAAAUGCUACCUUUAUUAACUAUGGAAAUGUUAAGAUUGAUAAGAUUCACAAGGGUGAAGACGGAAAAGUAACGAGUAUUGAUGCUACACCUAAUUUGGAGAAUAAAGACUUUAAGAAAACCUUAAAGUUGACUUGGAUAGCUGAUGAUGAGCAGUCUUCAACUGUGGAGACUUACUGUGUGUUCUUUGACCAUAUCAUAUCGAAACCGGUGCUCGGGAAAGAUGAAGACUUCAAGCAGUAUAUUGGACAUCAAACCAGGUGGGAAAUGUUGAUGUUGGGUGAACCGGAGCUGAGAAAUGUGCGUGUUGGUGACAUCAUACAAUUGCAACGUCGUGGCUUCUUCAGAGUAGACGUGGCUUCAGGACCGGUGUCAUUCCACACUGGUCGCCCGGUGCCAUUGGUCCUCUUCCAUGUACCUGAUGGUCAUACCAAGGAGAUGCCCGGACAGCCGAAGUCAAUCCAAGCGACUCCUGUCAAGCAAGCCGCGACGAAAGCGGACGCGGCUGGCGACGCCUCCAAGUUGAACGAAGAGAUUACUAAACAAGGAGAAUUAGUGCGAUCCCUUAAAGCUGCCAAGUCAGACAAGGCGCAGGUUGACCAAGCGGUUAAAAUCCUACUGGACUUGAAAGCCAAGUACAAGACAGCAACUGGACAGGAUUGGAAGCCCGGCACCACUCCAGUACAAGCAGCACCAGCAUCCGGCGACGCAUCAUCUCUAAGCGAGCAGAUCACGCAACAAGGCGAUCUCGUGCGCUCCCUUAAAACUGCCAAAGCCGACAAACAGAAAGUCGACGAGGCUGUCAAAGUUUUACUGCAACUUAAAGCGCAGUAUAAAGCUGCUACUGGACAAGAGUGGAAGCCAGGCGCAGCAGCACCGGUUACCACGUCACCAGCCAGUGAUACCACAGCUUUGAACCAAGAGAUCACACAACAAGGCGAUGUCGUCAGAUCACUGAAAGCCAGCAAAGCUGACAAGAGUAAAGUAGACGAAGCGGUCAAGCAUCUGUUGGAACUCAAGUCAAAGUACAAAGCGGCUACCGGAGAAGAUUGGAAACCAGCAGCUCAGAACAAACAGAUCCCUGCGCCUGCGCCUGCGCAGAAUAACUCACAGGCGGAUUCUGUAUCCGCUGCCAUUACAGCGCAGGGUGACAAGAUACGAACACUCAAAGCGGCUAAGGCCGAGAAGACAGUCAUUGACGUAGAGGUUAAGAAUUUGUUGAACCUAAAAGCGCAGUACAAGGCAAUUACUGGCAAAGAUUGGACACCGAGCGCGGCCGCUCCGCAACAAGAUACCAAGAAAACUGAUAAUAAAAAGCAAACAACCACUUCGGCCAACGGAGACAUGGAUAAGGCAGCUAUUUUGUCAGCGGACAUCGCACGUCAGGGUGACCGCGUUAGAGAAUUAAAAACUAACAAAGCUGAUAAGGCUACAAUCGAUGCAGAAGUAAAGAAGCUUCUAGAACUAAAAGCGCAGUACCAGACAGAGACCGGGUCCGCUUACGUAGCACCAACCCAGCCGAGAGAGACCAAGCCCAAAGAGAAGAAGCCAAAAGAAGAGAAGAAAGAUAAACCUAAAGAAGAGAAAAAGGAUAAACCUAAAGAAGUAAAGAAAGAACCUAAAACGAAGGAACCGUCGCCAAAACCUACAAAGGAAGAGUCAUCUAGCGGAGUUAAGAAGAUAACUCGAUUGGGGCUAGAAGCGAGCAAGGAGACAGAUUUACCCGAAUGGUAUUCACAAGUUAUUACGAAAUCGGAGAUGAUAGAUUACUACGACAUAUCAGGAUGUUACAUCCUCAGACCCUGGUCCUACAGCAUAUGGGAACACAUCAGGAACUACUUGAGUAAGGAGCUCAAGAAACUCGGCAUCAAGGACGGAUACUUCCCGAUAUUCGUAUCUAAGUCAGCGCUGGAGCGUGAGAAGGCGCACAUAGCUGACUUCGCGCCCGAGGUGGCGUGGGUGACGCACUCGGGCGGGUCCGAGCUGGCUGAGCACAUCGCGGUGCGGCCCACCUCCGAGACCGCCAUGUACCCGGCCUACGCGCGCUGGAUACAGAGCCACCGCGACCUGCCCUACAGGCUCAACCAGUGGAAUAACGUCGUCAGAUGGGAAUUCAAACAGCCGCAACCAUUCCUUCGUACCCGCGAGUUUCUCUGGCAAGAAGGACACACCGCCUUCCGCACUAUAGAAGAGGCGGAUGAAGAAGUGUUACAAAUAUUAGAGCUAUACGCUUACAUCUACGAGGAGUUGCUGGCUAUCCCCGUGAUAAAAGGCAGGAAGACAGAGAAAGAGAAGUUUGCGGGCGCUGACUACACCACAACUGUAGAGGCAUACGUACCCGCCAGCGGACGUGGUAUACAGGGUGCGACUAGCCACCAUCUCGGUCAGAACUUCUCCAAGAUGUUCGAGAUCGUGUACGACGAUCCCGACACGCAGGAGAAGAAAUACGUCUACCAAAACUCGUGGGGCAUCACCACUAGAACUAUUGGUGUAAUGAUAUUAGUGCAUGGAGAUGACAGGGGCUUAGUCCUACCUCCCCGGGUCGCUGAUGUUCAAGCUAUAGUUGUGCCUUGCGGUAUCACCGCCUCCAGCACUCCUGAAGAACGUAAAGCAUUGAUGGAUUCCUGCAAGCAACUGGUUGAUGACCUCGUCAAAGGUGGGAUCAGAGCUGAAGGGGAUUAUAGAGACAACUAUUCACCUGGUUGGAAGUUCAAUCAUUGGGAGUUGAAGGGUGUACCAAUCCGUGUUGAGCUGGGUCCCAAAGAUAUGUCUCGCGGUGAAGUGGUAGCCGUGAGAAGGGUCAAUGGUGACAAGCGCACCAUAAAACGUGAAGCAGUGGCCACCGAAUUGUCUGCACUACUUGAGCAAACUCAUACAGAGAUGUUUGAAAAGGCAACAAAAGAAAGGGACGCACGGUUGUCUCUUGUGAAUAAAUGGGAAGAUUUUGUGGCAGCUUUGGAACAGAAGCACAUUUUGCUGGCACCGUUCUGUGGAGACAUACCGUGUGAGGAUCGGAUCAAGGGAGACAGCGCAAAGACAGAUGAUGACCCCACAGCAGAAGUGAAGGGUCCAGCAAUGGGAGCCAAAUCACUCUGUAUACCAUUCAAGCAACCCAGAGACCUUACAAAAGAAGACCGUUGCAUUCAUCCUGCGUGCAACAACAAGCCCAAGUUUAUAACAUUGUUCGGACGAAGCUAUUAAACUAAAUAUUUUAAUAGGCUUUUGUAUGAAUUUUUAAAUAAAUUAUUAAUCAAUUAUUA